Spodoptera littoralis (African cotton leafworm) is the source of this 768-nucleotide messenger RNA. Lineage: Eukaryota; Metazoa; Arthropoda; Insecta; Lepidoptera; Noctuidae. The record is from the annotation of a GenBank genome assembly.
AUGUUGAUAUUUAAGUGUGGCCUGAUAAUUUUAACAUCUACUUAUAUUGUAUCUCUGUGUUUCCAAGUUUCGCAAGACACAAAUUCUUUGGAUACUGGCCUUGCUUUUUUGUUCGUAGCCAGCGGAGCAAUUGCUGGCAAAAUAUUGUAUGACAGAUACCAGCAAAUACAUAUACUCGGCUCAUUAACACCCAAUCCAAAUGUUACUUCAUUUGCAAAUAGGAUAGCUUCCUUUUCAGCCUCAUUCCUCUCACUGGGCUUCCUGGUAUAUUUCUUCCUUUUCCUGUUUAAGGUGGAUAAUCAUUGCCUGACGGCUUUGAAUAUUUUUAUAUGUGGAUUUGGCACUUUAUACAUAUGGAUGCAGUGCAUCCUCACGACUUAUAUAUCGACUCUGUUUUAUGACAAAAGAUUGACGUUGUUUCGGCAAUGCCUUGCCAAUGUGAGCUUCCUUAUUUUGGUUUUAAUGGCAAUAUUCGGAACUGUAACAUCGUUUUUACCAAUAAAUGGUUCCAACGCGAUUUACUUCUGUUUCAUCGUGACUUCCCUAUGUAGCAACCUAUUAGCUGCAAUAUUUUGUGUCUUUAUAUUGACUUUUGAAAAAGAAUAUGAAUAUUUUUCGGAGGGUUUACGAUCGGAGCUUCUGCUCGACGAUGGCAGUACAUUGGAUAAUGCGUCACUGUCGGACGUCGAUAGCAUAUUUGGGGCCCAAGAAUCAACUUCAAGUACAAUCGUCAUAAAGGGUAACAUCACUUGCGCCAAGGUCUCCUGA